Messenger RNA from Hevea brasiliensis (rubber tree), 1158 nucleotides. RefSeq lists its product as uncharacterized. The transcript has a single exon. The record is from RefSeq and is a predicted model, not a curated record. Gene Ontology annotation, cellular component: chloroplast. Gene Ontology annotation, molecular function: double-stranded DNA binding. Lineage: Eukaryota; Viridiplantae; Streptophyta; Magnoliopsida; Malpighiales; Euphorbiaceae. Gene Ontology annotation, biological process: regulation of DNA-templated transcription; chloroplast organization. The coding region runs from base 1 to 1158 and encodes 385 amino acids.
AUGUUGUAUUUUCUCUGUAAAACUAUUCUCCAUAGGAGAAAUGGAUACUCAAUUACAGCUCAAAACCCAUCAAUACCAUUAUCAUCAUUCCUUAGAUACUUGUCUAGCGAUGCAAAUCAACUCUCGUUUACUGUUUCUUACCUCAUAAACACAUGUGGGUUGUCCCCGGAAUCCGCUUUGUCGACUUCUAAAUAUUGUCGACUUAAGACUCCAGAGAAGUCUGACUUAGUCCUAUCCAUUUUCAAGAACCUUGGAUUUAAAAAACACCAGAUCUCUUACAUUAUCGUAAGGUGGCCACUUAUGCUGUUAUCCAAACCCGAGAGAACUAUUAUCCCAAAAUUUGAGUUUUUUCGCUCUAAAGGUGCUUCAAACUCUGAUCUUGUAAGAAUCUUCGGUUGCUGCCCUUGGGUCUUUAAAAGGAGUUUAGAAAAGCACUUGGUUCCUUCUUUUAAUUUCUUUAGAGAUUUGCUCAAAUCUGACGAGAAAACCCUUGCAGCCAUUAAACGUUGUCCUUCUAUUUUGCUUCGUCGUCUUGAAGAUCAGGUGAUACCUGCUAUCGAUAUUUUGCGAGAAAACGGAGUGCCUGAAGCAAAUAUUUUGCACUUGAUUCAUUAUCACCCUUUGAAGCUUCAAAAGAAUCCGGAUAAAUUUAAGAAGACUGUGGAUGAAGUGAGAGAGAUGGGAUUCCGUCCUUCGAAGUUGCAUUUUGUUAUAGCAGUCAUGGUAUUGGCAGGAUUGAGAAAAUCCAAAUGGGAAAGUAAGGUUGAUGCUUAUAAGAGGUGGGGUUGGUCUAACGAAGAUGUUAUUACAGCUUUUGGAAAAUAUCCACUUUGUAUGACAAUUUCGGAGGAUAAGAUUAUGGCAGUAAUGGAUUUCUAUGUUAACAAAUUGGGUUUAGACUCUUCUGUCAUUGCCAAUCGACCGGUGCUGCUUUCACUAAGUUUGAAGAAAAGGCUUGUUCCAAGAGGUUCACUUAUUCAAUUUAUGUCAUCAAAAGGUUUGGUUAAAAUAGAUUCUCAUAUUACUGUACUUUGUGAGCGUCCAGAGAAAUUUUUUAUGGAAAAGUUCGUGGAUCGUUACAAGGAAGCUCCUCAGUUGUUGAAACUAUACAAUGAGUUGAAACAGCAAGGUGAGCAACAACAAGAAAUAAAGAGAUGA